Messenger RNA from Mercenaria mercenaria, 5809 nucleotides. Its product is annotated as P2X purinoceptor 7-like. Gene Ontology annotation, molecular function: ATP binding; monoatomic ion channel activity; purinergic nucleotide receptor activity. Gene Ontology annotation, biological process: monoatomic ion transport. The record is from RefSeq and is a predicted model, not a curated record. Lineage: Eukaryota; Metazoa; Mollusca; Bivalvia; Venerida; Veneridae. Gene Ontology annotation, cellular component: membrane.
CCGACAACAAAGUUGUAAGGGGGGUAUACUGGUUUCAGGUUGUCUGUCUGUCCGUCUGUCUGUCUGUCCGUCUGGUCGUCUGUCCGUAGACGCAAUCUUGUGCGCACCAUCUCUCCUUAUCCCCUUGACAGAAUUUAAUGAAACUUCACACAAGUGAUCAGUACCAACAGUAGUUGUGCAUGGGGCAUGUUAGGUUCUUUUAGAAAAAAAAUUUGCAGAGUUAUGGGACUUUGUUUUUUUGUUACUAUACUAUAUACAUAGAUACAAUCUUGUGCGCACCAUCUCUCCUCAUUCCCUGGACACAAUUUAAUGAAACUUCACACAAGUGAUCAGUACCAACAGUAGUUGUGCAUGGGGCAUGUUAGGUUCUUUUAGAAAACAAAUUUGCAGAGUUAUGGGACUUUGUUUUUUUGUUACUAUAAUAUAUACAUAGACACAAUCUUGUGCGCACCAUCUCUCCUCAUCCCCUUGACACAAUUUAAUGAAACUUCACACAAGUGAUCAGUAACAACAGUAGUUGUGCAUGGGGCAUGUUAGGUUCUUUCAGAAAAAAAAAUGCAGAGUUAUGGGACUUUGUUUUUUUGUUACUAUACUAUAGACAUAGACACAAUCUUGUGCGCACCAUCUCUCCUCAUCCCCUUGACACAAUUUAAUGAAACUUCACACAACUGGUCAGUAACAACAGUAGUUGUGCAUGGGGCAUGUUAGGUUCUUUCAGCGACAAAAAUUGCAGAGUUAUGGGACUUUGUUUCUUGUUAACAUACUAUGUACAUACAGUCUUCAUAUGCAAUCUUGUGCGUGCCUAAUCUACCAAACCCUUGCACACAGUUUAAUGAAACUUCACACAAGUGAUCAGUACCAACCCUAGUUGUGCAUGGGGCAUGUUACAUUCUUUUAGAUAAAUAUUCUGCAUAGUUAUGGGACUUUGUUUUUUGUUACUAUACUGUAUACAUACAGUCUAUAUACAUACAGUCCAAAUAAUUAUGCAGUCUUGUGUGUGUCAAAUUGCAAUGUACUGUGUCAGUGCAUGCGGGGGGUACAUUCAUCACCUUUAGUGAUAGCUCUAGUUAUUUCCAAAAAAUAUCACUGCUUUACUACGGUUAAAACUUUGUAUGAAUAUGAGUUUACAUUCCUAUUCUAUAAUCUGCAUAUGAGCUGCGCCAUGAGAAAACCAACAUAGUGGAUUUGCGAUCAGCAUGGAUCAAGACCAGCCUGUACAUCUGCGCAAUCUGGUCAGGAUCCAUGCUGUUCAAUUUCAAAGCCUAUUGCAAUUAGAGAAAAUGUUAGCAAACAGCAUGGAUCCUGAGAAGACUGCACAGAUGACCAGGCUGGUCUGGAUCCAUGCUGGUCGCAAAGCCACUAUGUUGGUUUUCUCAUGGUGUGGCUCAUAUACACUUAAAUAUCUUUAGUUCGGGCUAUUUAACGCUGCAAUUAUGAAUUAUCUUGGCAUUUAUGGUGACGUUUUACAAAGCAAAAAGUAAGUUGAUGUCUUGUUUUCCUUUUAGUCAGAGGAAGCUUCCAGCUCCAGGUCUAGCAGUCCGGAAAGGACCACCAGGGGAAGAGGACGUGGAAGAGGCCGUGGUGCUCGGGGUUCAAGGAGAAGAAGUGGUUGUAGAGGCCGCGAGUCAACAGGGCGGGGAAGGAGAGGCAGUGGUAGAGUUGGUAGAUCAAGAGGGAGGUCAAGAAGUAGAUUACAGCCGGGAAGGGCAGAUGAAGCCCUUGAAAACAUUCAACAGAGACAAGACAGCAUGAGGGAUGAAAUAAACAAGAUGAGUGAAGAACACUGCAAAGAGAUUUUGCUCAGUGUCUUAGAAAAAAGUCCAGCUGUUAUGAUUGACAUCAUGAGACCAGCAGUCAGGCAGCCAGGUGGAUACCAUCCAGGCCCUGAUGCUAACGUGCCUGGUUGGUGUGUGUACACCAAGUGCAGAGAAAUGCCUACACUCAUUGUCUGUUGUGGAAAGGAAAACUGUGUGUCCCUAAUACCAGACUUUCAAGUUCUCAUCCUGGAUGAGGCAGUCCUGGCACUUGCCAGACUGCUGCGCCGAGAUAUCUUGGUGUAUGACGAUGAGCCUGACCUUAUGGCUGCCAACAGACACACUGCAUACAGGCUGUAUAUCCUGUGGACUUUUGGCCACCUAGGGGUUGGAGACAGAAGGGUCGUUCCAUCUUGUUGUGUGUGGAGGAUACGGGACAAGUUUCCUGAUCCUUUUGGACAAUAUACUGGGUUUAAAUCAUCUCGGCUUGGUUGAACAUAAAUAUUUGUUGGACGGUCCAUGAGAAAACCUGUAUUAAUGACAAAAAUUUCACAACUGAUAUAUCAAAAUUUUCAUGAAGAAUAUUCUUUUUCUUUUCAAAUCAGAAAAUUUGAAGUGAUUAUCUUCAAUAUUUCAAGACCUACAAAACUUUUAGUCAGUCAACAACAGCAUUUUGAGACGUGAUUGUAAAAAUGUAGUGAUAUCUCUAGUACACUGGCGUUGUCCUGCAUGUUAUGUAUUUUUUCAAGUCAUUUAUGGAACAAAUGCGUAUAAUUUACUAAAAUAUACGUGACGUGAUUAUUUACAAACAGUUCAGAGUGAUUUUACUGAAAAUUACAAUCGUGUUUUUUCUGAAUCAUUUAUAUUCUUUAUACACCUCUACAUUUUCAUGAUGCAUAGGUGCUGUGCAAUAAUCGUUGCCAUGACAACACAAAUGACAUUUAUUUGAACAAUAGCUCGUAAAACACAAAUGCCCUUUUCAUGCAUUCAGUAAUUGUACAUAAUACAUAAAUUAUGUAGUCACUGUGGUCUUGACCUUUGGCCUCAUAAUCAAUAGAGGUCAUCUGCUGGUCAUGAUCAACAUCCCUGUAAGUUUUCGGAUCCUAGGCCAAAGCAUUAUUAGCGACAGUCUGGAAAUUAUGUAUUGUUCCAGGUCACUGUGUCCUUGACCUUUAUCCUACUGACCUUAAAUUCAAAAGGUGUCAUCUGCUGGUUAUGGCCAGCUCCCUAUGAAGUUCAUUAUCCUAGGUUCAAGUGCUCUAUAGUUAUCACAAUGAAAUUGUGCUGUGUCACUGUCACCUUGACCUAAAAGCUACUUACCUCAAACUUAAUAGGGUAUAUCUGCUGGUAAUGGCCAACCUCCCUAUCAACAUUCAUGAACCUAGUCCCAUGCAUGCUUGAUUUAUAAUCUGGAAACAGUUUAGUGUUACAUGUCAUUGUGACAUUGUCCUUUAGCCUACUGACCUCAUAUCAAUAGGGGUCAUCUGCUGGAAAUGACCCAUCUCUCUAUCAACUUUCAUGUUCCUAGUCCUAAGCUUUCCUGACUAAUCAUCCAGAAACAAAUUGGUCUACAGACCAACCAACAUCUGCACAACAAUAUACCCCACCUUCCUUGAAGGGGGACAUAGAAUAUGUCCCAUAUCCUCGACACACAGCAUGAUGGAAUACCCUUCUGUCUUCAACCCCUAAUCUUCUUAUUAUGCAAUAAGUAAUCAAGUCACUGAUACAGGUUUUCUCAUGGAAAUGUCCAUUUUUACACAUGAUUUAUUAUACUUUAAAACUGUUGGGUUGGAAAAUAUGAUAUGUGCCAUUUGUCUAAAGAAUAAAGAACAAGCAUUCUCAAGAAAUUGUCCGGAAAAGUUCCAAGUUCAAUGUUCCAAGUAAAUUUGACCUUUAGAACUCAUAAUCAAUAGGGGGUCAUCUGCUGGACAUGAUCAACCUCCCUUUUAAGUUUCUUGAUCGUUGUCCAAAGUGUUCUGAAGUUAUUAUCUGAAAACCUUUUUAAAUGUUCAAGGUCACUGUGACCUUGACCUGUGACCUAAUGAUCUAAAAAUCAUAAGGGGUCGUUUUCUGGUCAUAACCAAAGAGCUAUAAAAUAAAUAGAUUGGCAACUUGAAAGGCAUAUAGAGCAAAUCUCGCCAACCUCCCGUGACAAAAAAACGAGAUCUCGUUACCGGAAGUGGCGCUUUCUCCACGCGCCAUUUUGUAUGCGAAAGCAAUUAUUCAGCGGUAAAAUAAUUAUCACCGUAUGACCACGCUUCUUUCGAUGGCAAAAAAAACCCUGUACUUCGUGUCUUAAGACCAUUUCUCAUUAAACUAAUUUUGUUUUAGAAGCUAACAUGUAUUUUAAAUGUAGUUUUAAAGGUACAAAUUGUAACUGCAUGCUUGUCGAUGUUUGUUUUUAGUAAGAUAACGCCGAAUCACGCUCUGACACGAGCUCACGUGAGAUUACAGCCAGUUGCCAUUCUGUGUAUUUUAUACUUCUUUGUCAUAACCAAAGUCCCUAUCAAUUUUCAUGAUCAUAGGCCAAAGCGUUCUCAUCCGUAAACCAAUUAACUGUUUUGUGUCGUUGUGACCUUGACCUUUGACCUACGUAUUUCAAAGUCGAAUUUGACCUGUAUUUUAUCCUGUUACACCUGUGAACAAAAAAUUAUAAUCCUAGACCAAAGCAUUCUUAGUUACCAUGCGGAAACCAUUUACUGUUAUGCGUCACAGUGACCUUGACCUUUGACCAAAUUACCUCAAAGUCGAACUUGACCUGUAUUUCAUGAUGUUACACCUGUGUACAAAAUUAUAUGAUCUUAGACCCAUACCUUCUCAAGUUUUCAUCCAGAAACUGUUUUACUGUUCAGUGUCAUUGUGACCUUGACCUUUGACAUGUUUACCCCAAAGUCAAACUUGACUUGUAUUUUAUCAUGUUACACCUUUGUUCAAAAAAUUAUGAUCCUACACCAAAGCGUUCUCAAGUCAUCAGCCGGAAAACGUUUAACUGUUCUGAGUCACUGUGAUCUUGACCUUUGACCUACUGACCCUAAAGUCGAACUUGACCUGUAUUUUCUAAUGUUACACCUGUGUACCAAAAAAUAUUUUAAUUGGUCAAGCCAUUCAUGAGUAAUUAUCAGGAAACCAUGAAAAUCAACUGACAGACGGACCGACCGACAAGCUCACUCCUAUAUACCCCCCACCCCCAAAAUUUGUUUUGUGGGGGUAUAAAAAUAUCACUAUACAUUACGCAGCUUCAUAUAGCUAAAAGUUCUAGAAUUUUGGAGAGAUGUAAACGUUUGCUAACAUGAAAUUUAAUUUCACUUAUUUGGUGCGCUUUGUACUGGGGAAUAUGGUAAUGCUGUAAAAUUAUUUCUUACUUGGUCAAGUCAAGUCAAUAUUUAUUUAUUGUCGGUAGAUAAAACAACAUUAUAAACAUAAGCUAUGUAUAGCUUUUGACCGACAUAAAUACCAGAGGGAAAAUAAAGCAUAUGAUCUUCACGUUUUAUUUUGUAUUGUGAUAGAAAACAAAAUGAAAAGAAGUUUCAGUUUCAAUACAGUUCUCUUUAUAAAAAUUGUGAUUUUAUUUUCCAAGCCUCCAGUACCAAAAGCAAGGGCUACUUCAGGUAUAUUUUUGUAAUAAUCAUUUUUGGUACAUCCUGUUUUUAGACUUCAAAAAAUGUUGCAAAUCUUAUUUGUGCUUUUACAUUUUAACAAGCAUCAAAGCAGUUUACAUUCUGAAAGUAUUUUUUUAGUGCUUUUACAGAGACAUUUAUGAUACAUGCUGGGUAGGAACAUUCGGGUUUUUUAUGUGUUUACCCAAUUCAAAAAUUGAUAAACCAUUCCUGUAAUGGACCCUUGCUUUAGAACUAAAAAUGAAAAGAAUGCUUUCAGCUAUGGUCAUUCAAGAGUACAGUUACAGACAUUUUUUCAGUAAUAGCCUUACAUCUGUUUUGUAACCCUUUCAGCUCAUUAGUUGUGAAAAGACAAAAUAACAAUAUUUACUUUAUAAUUUAGUUGAAGUAUGUUAUAAUUUCUGAGAAAGAUCAUAAAGUAAAAAUAUGUCAUAAAUG